GAGAAAGAGAGUAUGAGGGAGAGAGAGGCGGCUGUGCUGCAGGAGUUGCAUUACUGUGUAGUUUGCAGCGAUCCUUUCAUCAGGUCUCAGGAUCAGCUGCCAGUUGGCCAACCUGCGUCUGUCUCACUCGGUGUCUGCUUGAGUCUAAGGGAGGGAGUACCACAGAGCUGUGGUGGUUGGAUGUUCGUUUGGAGCUGGUUCCACAUACUCGGCUUCACGGGAGGCAGGCUGUCGGGUCUGGAUGUGGUUGAUGCUGCUGUGCUGUACCUGGAGGGACGAUCGGAUGGGAGAGGAGGAGGGAGGAUGUUUUCCAUGCUGUGCAGGAUGUGGUCGCUCUAUCUAUGAUGGUCAGUACCUCCAGGCCCUAAACACAGACUGGCACAAUGCCUGCUUCAGAUGCUGUGAGUGUAACAUCUCGCUCUCUCACUGGUAUUAUGAGAAGGAAGGCCAGCUGUACUGUAAGAAGGAUUACUGGGCCAGAUUUGGAGAGCUGUGCCAUGGCUGCUGUGAGCGUAUCACCAAAGGGUUGAUCAUGGUCGCUGGAGAACACAAAUAUCACCCCGAAUGCUUUGUGUGCCUGAAGUGCGGUGUAUUUAUUGGAGAUGGAGACACCUAUGCAUUGGUAGAACGCUCCAAACUCUACUGUGGUUGCUGCUAUUACCAGACGGUAGUUACGCCUGUCAUUGAACAAAUCCUCCCAGACUCUCCCUGCCCUCAGAUACCACACACUGUGACUUUGGUUUCAAUCCCAGCCUCCACGGAGGGAAAGCGAGGCUUCUCUGUGUCCAUCGAUCAGCCCUGCAGUCCCAGAAGUUCCUCUUCGGAGCACGUGCACACCGUACGGGUCAAAGAAGUUGAUGCUGGUUGCAUCAGUCCAGAUGUGAAAAACUCCAUUCACGUUGGUGACAGGAUCCUGGAAAUCAACGGAACACCAAUCAGGAAUGUGCCUCUGGAUGAGAUUGACCUCCUGAUUCAAGAAACUAGUCGCUUGCUCCAGUUAACCAUUGAACAUGAUCCCCACGAUAUGUUGCUGGAGGACCAAGCAGAGACCAUCAGCCCGAUGUCUGAUAUUUACAGCCCACGGAAAUUAAGUGUCCCUAAUGGAGAAGGUAGCACGGUCAAAAAACGCCCCAUCAUAAGAAGCUGCAGUAUUGACAAGUCACCAAGCACUGGAUCACCUGCCUCUCAAAAGAAAGAUUUGGGCCGCUCAGAAUCUCUGCGGAUUGCCUCCAAGAUGCAUCGUAUCUUCCGCCCUUCUGACCUGAUCCAUGGUGAAGUGCUGGGAAAGGGCUAUUUUGGGCAGGCUAUUAAGGUGACACAUAGAGAAACAGGAGAGGUCAUGGCAAUGAAGGAACUGAUUCGCUUUGAUGAAGAAACCCAAAGGACUUUCCUGAAAGAGGUUAAGGUGAUGCGCUGUCUUGACCAUCCGAAUGUUCUAAGGUUCAUUGGUGUCCUUUAUAAAGAUAAGAGGCUAAACUUCAUUACAGAGUAUAUCAAAGGAGGGACACUGAGGAGCAUCAUCAAAGAUUUAGACCGUCCAUUGCCGUGGAACCAUCGUGUGAGCUUUGCUAGGGACAUCGCUGAAGGGAUGUCCUAUCUGCACUCCAUGAACAUUAUCCAUCGGGAUUUGAACUCUCACAACUGCCUAGUGCGUGAGAACAAUACUGUAGUGGUUGCUGAUUUUGGACUGUCAAGACUAAUGGUUGAUGACAAAAAGCAGGCAGACAAUCAGUCACCAGGAGACCUAUCCACCAUGAGAAAGCCGGACAGAAAGAAACGUUACACUGUGGUGGGAAACCCUUACUGGAUGGCUCCAGAGAUGAUAAAUGGGAAAAGCUACGAUGAGAAGGUUGAUAUCUUUUCCUUUGGGAUAAUGCUGUGUGAGCUGAUUGGUAGAGUAAACGCAGACCCAGAUUACCUGCCCAGGACAACAGAUUUUGGAUUGAAUGUCCCUGUUUUCUUGGAUCGAUACUGUCCAGAGGAAUGUCCUGCUGCCUUCUUCCCAAUUGCAGUCAUGUGCUGUGACUUGGAUCCAGAAAUGAGACCAUCCUUUAUGAAGCUGGAACAGUGGUUGCUAGCGCUGAAAUUGCAUGUGGAGAUGCACCUUGCUCUCACUUCCGACCUUGAACAGAUCAAUCAUUCCUUCUUCCAGAAUCAUUCAAGAAGCAAAGAGAAACUUCUGGAAGCCAUGUGAGCUGGUCCAGCUGAACCAUUACCAUGUAAUCUGCAAGCAUGCUGAUGUUCAGCUGACCACCUUCACGUAAUCUCCCAUUUCAUCAGCGUUCUGGGCACAAUCAAACCUGCAAGUACUCCAAUGUACUGUUUAUUAUUCUGCGGGUAGACCCUUCUGCUUUAACAUUUCACCAGACAAGACUCAACUCAUGUAAAUAGCUGGUCACCUCCAGUAGGAUACAGGAAGGACAUGGCAGUAUCUAGGGUAUUGAUGUAAAUGGUAUGCCCACCAUGGUUAACUCAGUGCUCAUGCACCUUACACAUGAUUUGUAUAUAAGUGAAUGCCUGCAGUUAGUGGCAGGAUAGGAUUUCUGUCUGCUCAAACUCUGGAUACAGAAGAACUUUGUACAAUGGGAAUUUGAUUGGUGCUGUCCUGCUCCUAGUAGGCCUGCACCCUCAGCAGAAGACUGCCUCCAACUUAGCAAUCUCACUAGUAGAGGCAGGAAAGGAUGGUUGUAUGAUAAUUAGAAAGUUUCACCUUGUUCAGUUGUUUAGGGUCAGGGGAAUGAAGCAGUUUAAGCCCACACCAGGCAAAUUGUGCACCCGAGUUAAAGCUUCAUGGUAGACAGUAUAAACUGAAAUGUCGAGUUUCCAUUCCAAGUGCUAAUGUCCCUUAUCUCAAUGAGCACAAAAGUAGAAACUGGUUUGACACAGCCAGCAGGAAAAGAAAUCUAUCUUAUGUAGUUCAUUCCAACUUGAAUAUUUUGGUGAUGGAAGAAACCACUGAAAUUUCAGACAACAGUUGCUCCCCAUCGCAUUGACAAGCUCCUUAAUCUGAGGGGGGAAGUUCAGGGCUGGGGUCUCUCAUUAAUUUAUUUCAUCAGGGUUUGUAGUCAUGUGGCAUGUGUUGAAGAGCUGCUCAAUUAAGAUUCCAUUUCUUUCAAUGGAAUGAGAAAUCAGUUAUUAAAGAAUUUCAGAAUGAAGACGCUGUUGUAGGAGCGUCCAGCAUGAAUUACUGUAUUUGAACCAAAUGUUGUACAUCAUUCUUAAACAUUCACUCGGAUUGAGUCUCUUCUGAGCUCCCCAGCUUCAGCUAAAAUCGCCAUUUGCACGCUGUUCAACAUCUCUUAACCUCAACAAAAACUUCUUCACUUUUUCCCUAACAAACAUAUAAGGCUUUUAUCAUCUGAUACACAAGCGUGUCUGCGUGAGCCACGUUUGAACUAAGCAUUUACAUGGCGGCUCCCCAGUUAUUUUCAGGAGAGCUCUGUAAUAAUCUCUCCUUUUCCUCAUCAGUCUGUAACACACGCUUACCAUUUUUUGGUGUUGCCACAUUAAUGUUGCUCCAUGCUUGUUUUCUGAUUUUUUUUUUUUUGAAAUUUCAGGUCCAGCCCUUUAUUAGUCUGGAGCAUCUUUGACAAUUUUAGUGUUAAAUUGUAAGAUUUCCAAGACCUCCAUUUCGAGUUGAUAGCUAGUUAACCCGUAAAUCUAGUUUCAUUCUGAAACUCUCAUUCCUUCUUUUUCCCCCUACCUUUCACUGUAAGAUGACCAUGUUGUCUUCCUUUUUGUUGUACCCGAUUUUUCUUCUCCCUUUUUGAAGCAUUUUUUAACACUUUGUUAAAGGGUAACCCUUGGAAAUAUUUUAAAGUUGGUUUUAAGUGGACAUUAUAUGUGCAGCUAAAUCAACUGGACCAUCCAACACGCAGUCACUGCUUUUUCUCUGGUCCCUAGGUUUGGGUUUCUUCAAAAACAGGGAUGCAACAACUCAACUUCCAGUCUAUUGUUUCUUGGCAAAUGUUCAUUUGUUCUUGCUCAUUAUGUUACUCUGAACUCUAAUUGGCUGAAUAUCUGCAGAGCCAAGUGCACAAACCUCAGACACAGAAGACUGUAGUAUAAUCAUUGGGAAAUUCUUUAGAACCCCUCCACAAUUGAAAGCACUGGUUCCUGGGCCAGGCCUUGCUUUUCUAGGACAGGACCACAGUCUACAGCAAAUUUGGUUCAUGAUGUCACUUGGUGUAGCACGAGGCAUUUUGUUGACUGCAAAUAAAUAACCUGUAAAUGGGGAUGAACUCAACAGUGAAGUAGACGAUUUCUGCCUCCCGUUUUAAAUCUGGUUUCAGGCCUAAAGGCCCUGCAGAAGAAUGUAGGAUAUUUUCCAAAUAUUUUUAUAGAUGGUGACCUGAACUGCAACACAAGUGGUUGUCUAGUAUCAUCAUAUGUAGACAGUCAACAUUUCCAAAAGGCAUCAAUUCACAUUGCUUUCUCUUUUUUAAAAUUUCUCUUUGUUAUUAUUUUUGCUCCGUCUUUUGCUUAAUUAUGCUUGUCAGACUGUUCAGGUAGCAUUUUCACUUUUCUACAUCAGAUUUACAUCUGUAGUGUUGCGGAUUGUAUUUAUUUGAGCUUCCACGCCAAUUGAUUUCUGCCUUUUCCCCUCCCUCUUUGUUUUGCUCUUCUGUUUGUAUCCUGGUGUGUGCUUUACAUUAGCGAACAAAGAAUAAUCACUCUUUCUGGGUAUCAAACACAUUCAGUCUUUAUUGUGGGCACAAAACUGCAAGUUACUUUACCUUGCUCCUGAAAUGUAACGUCAGAUGCUGUUCCCCUUCUUGGAACUUGGGUGUUCAUCAUCCCAAGAAUGAGGAGUUGCAUAUCUCUUGUUUGCAAUAGCAGAAAUGUUUCUGCAACUCAGUCUUAUUCUGACAGCACAAAACUGACCCUAAUAAUGAUUCCACUCUGACCAGUUCAGGAAUUGGAAAAAUUGUGAGAUAAUUCAACUGAGCAAGAAUGUUCUGUUCCGAGAUUUGGAAUGAGACAGAAGGUAGAAGAUGUAUAUGUGACCUUUACCCCUCACCUGGCCUAUGCUACAGCCAACGUGGUCAAUCAUGGACUAUUACUUGGGAGGGGCUGCAAGCUUUACUCUGCAUCAUGACUGCCCUGUACCUGACAUGUAAGCUGACAUUUGGUAGCCAGUGUUCCAUUCCAAGCACGAAUAGCCUCACUAUUCCACACUACGCCAAGAUUCAGCAAGAUUGAGACCUACUCAAAAUUCUUCAGCUAAUGAAGUGAUUGCAGCAUUGGCUUUUCCUUCUACUUUGUUUACCAGUAGCUGAGGACCUGAGUAUUAGUCAAUCCUGGGCCACCCAUCAGUAGAAAAAAAUUUGCAAACUGCCCUUUAUAUCAGACAGGUUCUGUAAUGUUAGAAUUAAUCAGCAGUUUAAUCAGAAUCCUUUCUUCCUGCUACUCUUCACAACCCAACAGAGCAAUGAACUUUGAGUAUGACCAUUCCCGUUGCAUCACACAUAAGGCUAUUACUAAACAUAAGACAGACUUUCAGAUGCUUGUGGGCUUAAUGUCAAUCUAUGGUGAUGUGUGAUUUUGAAUUGCCAACUAUCUGUUGACUUUACAAGGAUUUGCAGCUUGUAUAAAUUAAAAUGAUUGCUUCAGGAGUGAUUAGGGGUCAAGCCAUAACCUAUUUGCUAUGUAGAGUGUACCAGAGAGUUGCCACUGAAGUUUUACAAGGCAUGAAAAGAUUGACAUCUCUAGUCCCUAUGCAGACCUGUGAUCAGUUAGCUGGUUUUUAGAAAAUUGGCAUUGCAUAUUCAUGUACUGCUGUCUUCAUGAAGAGCCGUUUCGUCAAUAACUAACUUGAUUUAAAUUUUUCAAGUACCUCAGGAUUCACAUCAUUAAAUAUUUCACAGUUCAGUGACAUGGGUGUACUGUGUGAAAGCUCUGGAACCUAUCAGUAUAGCGUCAGUUGCGUGACAAAUGUGGGGGCUCCUGUAAGGAAAACAUAACUGUUCCUCUGUUGCUUGGCCUUAAACACUUUGCACUUAGCAACAGCCCUUGUAAUCAAGUGGCUGAAUCUGUUUAUCAUUAUUGUAUCCAUGCAUCUGUCUUCACAGAGUUUGAAGACAAAUGUCACAGUAUAAACUGUUUAGAUGGUGAUAUCCAAAACAACUAUUCUAAAAAUAUUCACUAGUUUACAUAUGGUAGGUACUGAAAUUGUUGACUUUGUAGAUGAGUAGCAGUAAGGAGCACUUUUUUUCCUGACAUCCUGAUUUAGUUGUUUUAAUUUUAAUAGAGGCAGAGUUGCAAUCACUAAGAUAAGCUCAUUAUAGUUAUAGAUCAUGAACCAUUGGACCAAUUUCAUUUACUAGAUGUGCCUCUUUGGCUCAGAUCCACUGGGCUGGGUAGUGCAUCAGUUUAGAAUAUUUCUUUUUGAAAGCCUUGUGUGACUGACUAUCUGCUGAAAACCAGAGUCAGGUUUGGCUGUGACCAUCAAAUAAUUUGGCAGCAAUAUCUACCUGGAAUGGCAAAAACUUGAGUGAACUAAAAGUUUGCCUGCGCCUGAGAAUCUGCAACCUAGAAUGUCCUCGUGAGAAGGGGAAUAUUUAUGUACAUUUGCAAUGCUUUGAAUUCAAUAUCCAGAUUGAUAGAGAACAGUAUACUGUCCCAAAUCCUGUGCAGUUUAGUCCAAGCCUACUUGCCUUUUAUGUGCAGUUGGGUAAAUAACACACCGUCAUGCAAACUUAGAGUCUCCAGAGUUUUACAAUCAAUUCCCAUGGUUAGAAUGGAGCUUUGUUUUUGAAUGAAAACCAGAUACUUUCAGUCAAAAUAAGUAAAAGGGAUGGAAAUGAAGGGUGUAUCUCAAUUUUAAGAUACUUCAGAAACUAAUAUACUUUAAUAUUGUACUUCUUCAAAUUACUGAAACAUUGUCAAAGUGGACAAAUGUCUGGCACAGUCUGCCACACAGACCAGGUGAACAGCCCCUGAUCUAUGCUGAAUUACUGGUUGGAAAUUAUGACUUGGCCUUGAUGCUUUUGGCUUGAAAAUGGUGAAGAAUUUAAGCAGGACUCCUGCUCCUGAGUUCCACUUGGCAUUUCCUGCUGCAAGGAGCCUGUGGUUGGAACAAGUUUGAACUCAGUUUCAGUGUCUUCCAUGAUUAAGUAGCCUGUUGGCAUUCGUUGCCUACAUUUGUCUGAAGAUUGACAGUUGGCAGAUGUUGGUGCCUUCAGCAGUCAAGGUGUAAACUUUGUUAACAGUAGUGGAAUGCUUUCUGCUAUUUGGUGCCAAUUUUGCCUUUAAACUUCACGCAAUAAUAUUGUUCAGUGCUGUGCUCAAACAAAAGCCAUGAGUUAAUAAUACAGUAAUUAUGUGCAAAGUUUAUUCAUUGUAAACUCAUGACACCAAAGCCUUUGCUGUCAGAGUGUAGAGGACCAAGUGUGGCAUUGAGAAACCUGCAGUGCGAGCUGAACAGACUCACCCACUAAAUUAAUCUGUGCCUUGUUUAGCCAGAGCUCUCAAGGACCAGUGGUUGGUUUAUGUUGUUUACAAAGUCAAAACUUGCAUUUUCUAUCAUUAAUUUAUUGUUUCUGUGGAUUCAGUCAUAUAAUUCCAGUGUUUAAUUCCUAGUGUUUUAUUUUGAAACUGUGAACAUAGUGCACUUUACACAUAGGAGGGUGACUAUGACAGCAAAUCUGUGAAGUAUUGUAACAGGAAAAUGGAAUAAACCAGCUUCAUCUCAAUGAGCAGCUCUACCA
Stegostoma tigrinum is the source of this 7709-nucleotide messenger RNA. RefSeq names its product LIM domain kinase 1a (gene limk1a). Gene Ontology annotation, cellular component: cytoplasm; nucleus; neuron projection. Lineage: Eukaryota; Metazoa; Chordata; Chondrichthyes; Orectolobiformes; Stegostomatidae. Gene Ontology annotation, molecular function: ATP binding; protein serine/threonine kinase activity; protein binding. Gene Ontology annotation, biological process: positive regulation of stress fiber assembly; actin cytoskeleton organization; protein phosphorylation. The transcript is spliced from 16 exons. The coding region runs from base 242 to 2194 and encodes 650 amino acids. The record is from RefSeq and is a predicted model, not a curated record.